AGGCUAGGUCGGGGUCGCAGAAAAUAGCUCUGAAGUUUGGUUCACCCAUUUUAUUUCUUUACUGUGUGCCAUUGGAGGUCUGCACCACCGACACUGGACUAUGACAACGACCGAUCCCAGCGGAACUGCAUCUUCCUGAAUCGUCGUCGUCUUCCGACGUCGUCGGGCCCUGCCGCAGCAUGAGCGGCAGCGGUGGCGACGCGGCCCCCAACGGCAGUGCCGGGGGCGCCCCACCAUCACUGCCGGCAGCCGCCAUGACGUCCUCGACGAGCUCCAACGCUGGAGGCGGCGGCUCGUUGCGACCCCCGAGCAAGCUUCGACGUCCCACCACCCUGACCAGCUCGACGGCGACCACAGCGGCGACCACGACGACGAACGCCACGGGUCCGUCCCCCAUGAGCAGUGGUGGGUCGGGCGCCAGGACCCCGCUGUCGGCGGCCUCUUCCAUGUCCGCCCUCAACGAUAAGUCCGAGACGGGCGGCCCGUUCAACCACGGUUCGGCGGACGACUUCAUCGUGGGCGACCGCGUGUGGGUGAACGGCACCCGUCCGGGCUACAUCCAGUUCCUGGGCGAGACGCAGUUCGCCACGGGAGACUGGGCGGGCGUGGUGCUGGACGAACCCGUGGGCAAGAAUGACGGAUCGGUCAACGGCGUCCGCUACUUCCAGUGCGAGCCACGGCGCGGAGUGUUCGCGCGGCCCGAGCGCCUGUCGCGCUUUCCGGGACCCGGCGCCAACGGCACCAACACCACCGCCACGCUCAUGGGACCCGGAAAGACGCAGGUGACUACCACACGAGUGAGCUCCCCUACAGGAAGCACCCGGUCUUCGCCACGGGCGAUCACCAUGCACACGUCGACCACGACUACCGACUGUGGUCUGCGGGUUGGCGACCGUGUCAUAGUGAACGCCUCCUCGGGCAUGAAGGCCGGCACUCUGCGCUUCAUCGGACCGACGGAGUUCGCCACCGGGCAGUGGGCUGGCGUGGAGCUGGAUGACCCAGUCGGCAAGAAUGACGGAUCCGUUGCUGGAAAGAAGUACUUCAGGUGCCUGCCGCGGCACGGCCUGUUUGCGCCCCUGCACAAGGUGGCCCGCGAAGGGGGCCACACUUCGACCACGACAACGACGACCACGCGCACCACGCGCAUCACCUCGCAGCCGCGGCGUGCAGGUAGCCAAGAAUCGCUGCGCAGCUCCCUGAGCUCGGCCUCCGCCAGAGCCGGGGUAAGGCUGGGCGUCGCUGCACUAACCUCCCCUGCCAAGAAGUCUACUAAGCCACUCACCUCACCCAUGGUAGCGUCACAGAACUCCCUACAGGUGGCUCUGAAAGAAAAGGAAGAACAUGUGGAGCAACUGCUUAAGGAGCGUGACCUUGAAAGGGCAGAGGUCGCCAGGGCCGCCGUACAAGUUGAAGAGACGGAGCAACAGUUGGCAGCUCUCCGCACGGAACACCAGUGCUACGUUGAGGAGAUGGAGCAGCGAGCUGCGUCUCUCCACCAGCUUUUGGAGGAGCACGAGCAGGAGCGAGCACGACUCAAUGCGCUGAACUCAGACCUCCAAAGGAAAGUGGAAGACCUGCAGUUCCGUCUGGAAGAACAGGAAAUCUUGCAUUCGGACAACGAUACUGCAGCUACUGCACAAGCGGAGCAAAUUUCCCACCUUGAGAAGCAGCUGCAGGAGUACAAGGAUCAGCUGGAAGCAGCCAAACUACAAAGCAGUGCUCAGGACGAUGGCAUGCAACAGCUCAUGGUGCAGUACAAAAGUGAGGUGCAGAACUUGAAGGAAGCCCUGAGCCAAGCCGAAUCCAAGCUGGCCGCGUUUGAAGCUAAGCAGAUCGAAGACGGAUGCACGAUAGCCAAGCUGCGGGAAGACCUCAUCUCGAGGGACGAGGCACUUCUUCGGCUGGAGGCCUCCCUGGAGCAGAAGUCCAAGGAACUGCUCGGUCUCAGGGACAAGGCGGUUGAGCUCGAGGAAAACCUGCAGGCUUUGAAGGAAAAGGACGAAAACCAGCAGCAGGUCAUUGAAGAUCUGAACAGCAGGCUAGCAAAGGUGCAGACAGACUACGACUUCCUGAGCGAGGAAUCCCAGAUAAUCAAAAGUGAUGCUGCAGACCAGCAGCGGCUAGUCUCCUCUCUGGAGGAGCAGUGCAAGCAGUUACAGGCCCAGAAGCUUGCCCUGGAGGAAGAGAUGGGCACAAUCCGGUUGGCCGCCAGCGGAGGCUCCAGCCAGGUCGAAGAGCUCAACAGCCGGUUGCAGGAGAAGGAGAGGCUAGUGGAAAGCCUGGAGGCCCAGGUGCGCACCCUGUCCCAGGAAGGUGACAAGGCAAGGCAGGAGGUGGCCCAGCUCACCGAGAGGCACCAGUCUGUGGUUGAGCGCACCACGGCCGAGCACGACCGCGAGAUUGCCUCAUUGCAGCAGAGGCUGACUGACCUGGAGGGCAAACUGGAAGAGCGGGUUCAGCGGUGCCGGACUUUGGAGCAGUCCAACAAUGAAGCCCAGGUGGAGUUGGAGAGCCAGGUGCGGUCGUGGCAGGACAAGCUGGCUGCCGCAGAGCAACAGGCCCAGAGGCUCACCCAGGAGAUCGAACAGACGCGAGAACUUCUGGCCGAAGAGCGGCGCCUGCGCGACGCCCAGAGCCAGGACCUGGGUUCAGAGGCCUCCGAGCGUGAACGCCAGCUGGUAACUGCCCGGGCGGAGAUGGAACGCCUCAAGGCCGAGUUCGACGCUCACCGCGAAGACCUGGCACACCAAAUCACCGAGACCAGAGAGCAGGAGGCCCGUGCUGUGGAAGAACUUCGGCGCGAAAUGGAGAGCCAGAUAAGCGUCAUCAACGAAUUGCGGCAACUCCUCUCCAAAGCAGAAGAGGACAGGCGGACCCUCGCGGAACGCAACACGCAGCUCGAGGAGCAGCUGACACAGGCCAGUGCCGCACAGCAGAAGGCCGAUGACGGCAGCGCAGCAGAGAUCAAGGCACUCAAAAGCCAGCUCGAGAACCUGCAAAACAGGGAGCAGCAGCUUUCCCAGGCCAGGGAAGAGCUGCGGACCAUGUUGGAGCAGGCCAAAGGCAGGGCGGAGGAGGACCAGCGCAAAUUCAGCCAGAUGUCGCAAGAGGUGUCUCAACUGGAGUCGGAGUUGGAGCGCAACCGGUCAGUCCGAGAGCUGCUGCAGAAAGUGCAGGACGAGAAGCAUCAGCUCGAGGCUAAGGUGGCCGAGCUUAAAGCUCUGGCAGCUGCUGCUUCAGCUUCAGCUCUCAACGGCAAGGCAUCUGUUCCUGCAGCAGCCCCUGAUGUCAGUGCCGCACGUUCGACAGAAGGAGGAGGUGGUGACCUUGCACUCAAGGAAGAGAGAGACAGUCUUCAGAUGCAGGUGGACUUCCUCAACUCUAUAAUUGUGGACAUGCAACGAAAGAACGAUGAUCUCAAGACGCGCGUCGAGAUUCUAGAGGCGGGCCCUACUCUCGACGACAUCGACAUCAACCUCAAUGGCAUCAAAGCUCCCGUGCCGCCGCGCCUGUUCUGCGACAUCUGCGACCGUUUCGACGUGCACGACACGGCCGACUGCCCCAUCCAGUGCAGCAUCGACGAAGAGAUGACGACGCACAGUCACCAUGGCUCCCCCAGGCGCUCGAGUCGGCCCUACUGUGACGUCUGCGAAAUGUUUGGGCACACGAGCACGGAGUGCGACCCUAGUGAAACCUUUUGAGUGUGGCAUCGUUGGCGUAGAAUUUCUUUAGGACUGUGGACUUGCCGCGAUUUCUUUCUUGGAGCAUGCGAACAGGUGUGACUGUCUCUGUCCAUGCCGUUCGAGAGUCAAGGCCACAAGGGUUAGUGCUGUUGUGUGGUCUGAUUACACUGGGGUUAGUGCAGAAAAUGUGACUGCUACGAUUGCCUUCUAAGUGCGUAGCUGUUACGUUCAAAUAGGUGUAUAUCACCGUUCUCAGUUAGCGCACAGAAAAGUUGCUGUUUGUAAUUGUUACACGUAGCAGCACAAGAGCGAGCUUUGGGGAUUUUUUGAAGUUUGUAUUCUUGGUCCUAUUUUUCCUCUUUUUUUUUGCAUUAGCUCAUGCACAGUUUUAAAAUCUAAUGUGUUUGCUAGGUACACUGUUCCACGAUGAGCAGUGUUGAGCUUAGUAAAAUAUUUUAUGGGGCACUCACCAAACCCUCUACUGUUGUAUAGAGAGUCAGAUGUGUGCGCACAACGAAUUUUGUAGUUUUUUUACCCUAUCUUCAUUUCGGUCACUAUGGCAUUGACAUUUCUUCUGUGAAUUUGUUUUCCCAACGAAUUGUAGGUCAGCGAGAUGUUUUAUUACACGUGCGAGAGUUGUUGUCGUCCCACACUUUAGAUGGCAUCGUUACUUUUCAGGCUACCUAUGUAUGGCCGCAUUGUAGAUACUGUAAACACGCAUUAUUAGCUCGUUAUCUGAAGAAACUUUGGGUGAGCUUUAAAUAUUAAGCACCUCUUGUGAACUUCGACACGAGGAGAGCUACGUACAAGCCGCUUCCAUUAACGUGAUGUUGAUAAGUAUGCCGGGAUGUUAUGGUACCGUGUACAGUUUAUAUAAGGGUGCAAAAGUCUACGAGUGAAGCUGUUUGUUACAUUAGCAGAUGUUGUCCUCCUUGUGCAUAAUAAGAUGGCACUGAGGUGCUCUUGCGUGAAAUUUCGUGGCACUGACACGUUUCUCCAAGUACGUAUGCACGCUUAUGUUUACGAGGUGUUGCAACUGCUAGGCAAGUGAAUUGCCUCCUGCACGAAUCAACAAACCCAUGCUCAUCGAUUCUGCACCUACUACACUGAAGGAGAAGUGGGCAGGCAUAAGUGCCAAUGUUGAACUGCGGAUGAAAUUGUCUUGAAGUGUUGAUAAAUAUAGGUUCAGCGGUAUGACAAACCAUGUUGCACUAAUUUUCCAAGUGCUGCGCUGCCGUCCAGGUCUGUUUUUGACCUAUCUUGCUGAUGUUAAUGACGCUUGCAAGAUUUAUUUACUGAUGGACAGUUGGGCUACGAAACAUUGAAGACUGAAAAUGCCUUCUGGCUAAUUGUUUCUCGUAGUUACAGAGUAAACUGUUUGUAAAAUUGUGUUAGAACUGUGGUUCAAUGCCUUCAAUGCCUGAUCAGCUUUCAUUGCGCCUGUAAUAUUCAGUGUUAUGUUGGAUUUAAGAAUGGGUAUGGCUUGAGCAAAUAAUUUUUAUCUUCUAGCUAUACGACUUAGCUUUGAGCUAUAAGCUUAGCUUUAUGUUAGUUCAUGUUAGCAACAGAAAAAAAAAUCAGUGGGGUUGGCUCUUGAAGUUUCUAAGCCACCUAAUUUGGAAGCUCAGAGGCUCAUGUUUGAGACUGUUCUGUAUCGUCGUCCACCAAAACGAUUCCGUUAACAGAUUUCAGUAAUAUUUGUGGACAUAUAUAACCAACGCCUUUAAAGAGAAAUUGAUCUGUAGGUGUUUGAGAAUGUUUAGUUGUUUAAUUUUCUCAUUUUAAUACGUGUAAUAGUUACAUUGUCUGAAAAAGUUUUACUUGAAGUAAUGUGUGCACUGUAGGCAACUAUGUGAAAACUUUUGACCGCUUGACCAUUCACAACCAAUAGGAAAGUCGCAGAAACAUGCGUAAUUCUGCAUAAUGUUUUGGCUCACUCUUUGAUGUUGUAGAAUGGAACAUCUACGUUAUGUGGAAAGUGUCACAAUAGAUCUAAAAUUCUAAACACAUUUACGGAUUUCUACGGCCUGCAAGCACAGUGCAUUACUCCCUUUCAACGUUAAACUGGGAUGUCACACUUUAUAGGCACAAAAUGUCGAAAUACACCAUUCACUGAAGCUUUAUGUUCGUUAGUUGUAAUGGACAUCAUUAUUUAUAGAAAGCGUCACGUAUAAAAAAACGGCUGAACUGUGUGGUGCACCGUUCCGUUGUUUUGCUUAGAAAAAAGCUUUUUUUUUUAUUGUUUGAUUUGUAGAGACUUGAAUACCUUUAAAGAUGCACUGCUGUUUUCAUGUAGCCACUUAAAAAAAAUACAAUUUUGGGCAUCGGAGGGUCAAGGCAGCUUUGUAAUGACUAAGCUCAUCUUCACUUUCUUGUAGUCACAGUUUCUACAUAUUGCCACUGUUUUCACUGUUCAAGCUUUGCUGUUCAUAAAAUUUGCUUGCGCUCAUCUGAACGCGCUUAUUUCCUGCCAUGAGAUGCUUUGGUUUGUCGGUAUUUUCAUUCAGAUCAUGUGAGCAAAAGACACCCACUUUUGGCUAGUGCAGCUGCGAGCAAACACAAAUUUUCGCACAUUUAUUGCAACGACCGUCCACGUACUAGUCGCUACGGUGGCACUUUUGCUGUUCUAAAGAGGAGUUCCUGUUUAUGUGUGCACAAAAUGUGUUCUCAGAGUCAUUUGUGCACUAAAAUAAAGUUAUUUACCAGUCUAUUAUUUUGUUUUUGCAUAGGCGUUACAAAGUGAGAAGUUGAUACACCAACAGAAUAAAGCCCAGCCUUUCAACGCAUUUUGCCAGUGGAGCUAACACCACAUCUUGCUUUUUUCACUGCAGAAACAAUAGAAUUUAGUUAAUUUGGCCUAAAAUUUAGAAAUAAGAACCCAGCGAUACCAAUGGCUGUUAAAAGGUGACAUUUCCAAGUGUUUAUUGUGUCACGUCAAGACUGUGCGACAGCAUGGCCACGUGCAAUUCCUGCCCACUUUUUCUAUGCUUGUAAUGGCAAUUUUAGGAGCACAGGUUAAGUCAAAUGAUGUUUCUCUUACAUGCACAUUGCAACUUUUUAUGCAUGUAAAAAAACUUUUUGUUUCUACUGCUGUUCAGGUUCAUGUCGUUACAGUUGCCUGCUACAUCUGAAGAAGCCAUGCGUCCCCGUUUACCUUAGCUUAGUGAUAUGAAAGCUGUAAUCUAACUGGCUUGGCUUGUUGCAAUAUUGAAUGACUGCCUUGGAGUGCCUUGUGAUAGCGCAGGUAUCUGUUCCACACAAAAUGGGUUAUAAUCUUUUUAAGGCAUGUAUAAUUUCAUUAAUGAGCUGUGUCGUUACUUGGUUGUCCAAACAGCAUCUUUCACUGCUGCAUGUGUCACGGUAAUCGUGUUGUUUCCGUCAACAGUGUGAGCGAUUGUGGCAACAAAAAAUGCUGUGUACUCCUUUAGAUUGCUGAUUUUACAGAUUAAUGUUUACACAAUGUGUUCAGUUUUUGAGGUGCAAAUGUUGACAGUUAUGUGUGCUGAAGUUUUGAAUUAAAGGAAUAUUUUUAGCAAAUUCAUUAUUCAUAUGACUCCUGCUGCUUCAACCUGAUGUCACACCUGAACAAUGCAUUGUUGAAAAGUUGCCAUAGUUUCUUUUUGUUAACUUCGUAUAUAUACUUGCAUAUCCCAUAUUUCUUGUUAAACCAAUUAAGUUAUACGAAUCACCCGAACUAGGGUGUACAACUUCUUACAGCCACGUUGCCACAAGAUAUUAAGGCAGAUGCAGCUGGAUUGAAUUGUUGUCCACGUUGAACUUGUAAAAUUCCCUCGAAAGUGUCAUGCAGAUGUGUAACAAUGUACUGCUCAUAUACCGAAACUUUUUACCAUUGAUUUCGAUAUAUUGACCACUGCAUUACACUGCAACAAUGCAAGUCCUCUUCUUCAAAUGGUAUGGCACAAUCAUUUUUCACGUCAUUGGGAGUGUCGUGGCAAUUAAGCAGUACUGUUUUCGCAGGUUUUGAUUAACAGUGUAUUGAACCUGAAGGGAAUUUGUUAAGAGAAAUAGUAAGCCAGGUGAUGUCACCAAUUUGAAUGGCUGAUGCAGCAAGAAUCCUAAUUGCACUCUCCAUAAUGACCGAUUGGAUUUAGUAAGCUUC
Molecule: messenger RNA, 7803 nt
Organism: Rhipicephalus sanguineus (brown dog tick)
Lineage: Eukaryota; Metazoa; Arthropoda; Arachnida; Ixodida; Ixodidae
Product: CAP-Gly domain-containing linker protein 1
Exons: 25
Coding region: 180-3701 (1173 amino acids)
Biological process (GO): cytoplasmic microtubule organization
Cellular component (GO): microtubule plus-end; cytoplasm; nucleus
Molecular function (GO): microtubule plus-end binding
Source: RefSeq, a predicted model, not a curated record